Messenger RNA from Xyrichtys novacula (pearly razorfish), 1470 nucleotides. Lineage: Eukaryota; Metazoa; Chordata; Actinopteri; Labriformes; Labridae. The record is from the annotation of a GenBank genome assembly.
GUCAAGUUUUUUCGGUUCAGAUAAUUAUCGUUCAACUAAAAGCGAAGAAGAUGAGCAGUCUCAGUGAUGAUUUCAUGACAGACAUGAACAUACUACAGAGUCUCCACAUACACACACACACACACACACACGUAUUCAAAUGAGUCUAUUCCCUGAGAGGCCGUUUCUCUGUGAACUGACUCUAAUGUGUCAAAUGUGUCAAAUAUUGAGCACAAUGCUGAAGGAGGCUUUUGUGGAGGUGGAGAAGCUGGCGGUUGGCUCGUCAUCUCUGGAGACGGUGGCCGGCAGAGUGGACGGACUGUCACAUUCAGCUCUUUGUGCACCCGUCUCGUCUCCCGGGUCCUUUGUGGAGGCUGGACAGGCUGAUCCACCUCAGAAUCCAGCGUCGUGCCUGCCUUGUAUUCACGUCAGCCUUCCUCUUCAUCCCGGUGAGGGAUUUCAUUGUCAGAGCAGACGCCUUGAAUGCUACACUGAUCAAGGAAAAAUAAUCAACUGCCCUUUUGUUUCAGCAGCCGUUUCAACGGGAGAAAAUAAACUUAUGGAAAUGAAGCCUUAUCGUGCGCAGUUCAGACACCGGCUGUGAUGUGAUUUGCCUUGUGGUGGUUUGCAGCCGUCCAGCCGAGGCCCCCCGCCGCGAGCUGAGGCCUGCAGCCAGCUGACAGGGCUCCAGAGCGUUCUGAUACUGCAGCUUCCAGCGUGUCUAAACCUGCACAACCUGCCGACCUUGCGACUAAACAUCCGACACCUUAGAUUCUAACAGUUGACUUGAUAUACUGCACAAGUAUCAGGGGAGCUUCAGUGAUACACUAUGUGAGGCAGGAAUAAGUAAGAAAAGAUGCAACAUGAAGCCGAGGUUAAAAAUAAAGAGUGGAGCUCCUCAGGGGUCGAUAUUAGGCCCCUAACAGUUUAUGAAUUAUUUGUGUUUCACAGGAUUUUAUUGCAGUGUUUAAAGAUGAUCACAACAGAAAUAAUUGAAUUAAAGCGAAGUUAAACAAAACAAAGUUAGGCUGUCUGGAAAUAUUCACACAGAUGUAAUCAGUAAUUUAGGAAUGCACAGAUUUAAGUGCUGGACUAUGUAAUACCUUACAUUUGCUCUAGGCACAACCCACCAGCAAAUACUCCAAAACUGACAAAACUUCUUCUUCUUCUUCUUCGUGAUUUUUUUUCUUCUUCUUUAUCUCAAAAUUUAAGAACAACAACAACAAAAAAAAAAAAAAACAACUAGAAACAAAAACACUGAACAAAAUAAUACAUAUGUACACAAAACAACUGUACAUGUCAAAGAUAAAUUAACACAACUUAUGUACAGUAUGUCAACAAUAAACAGUUUGAGAAGGAACAGAAAGAAGCAAAAAGCUUAUCUAGUCCUGACCCUUCCUUGCAAAUUAGAGAUUUAAAAAAAGAAAAAAAUCUAUUUGUAUAAUAAUCCCACUACUGACAAAACUUAGAUGCAUUUGUUUUAACAUUAAC